Messenger RNA from Momordica charantia (bitter melon), 1332 nucleotides. RefSeq names its product transcription factor MYB80. The record is from RefSeq and is a predicted model, not a curated record. NCBI's taxonomy places the organism in Eukaryota, Viridiplantae, Streptophyta, Magnoliopsida, Cucurbitales, Cucurbitaceae.
AAAAACACAGCCUCUCUUUUUCUUUUUCUUUGUCUAAGAAAAAAAAGAGUACUGACCAAAGCAGAUAGUGAAGCAGCAAAGCAUUCUCUUUUAACAGUUUACUGUUCUUUGCCUUCCCCAUCCCUCUUCUUUGGCUUUGUUAUUGUUUUGGUUUUGGUUAAGAAAAGAAAAUAAAGACAAAAAAAAAAGAAAUUAGAAAAGAGAGAAACAUGGGCAGAAUUCCAUGCUGUGAGAAGGAAAAUGUCAAAAGAGGACAGUGGACUCCUGAAGAAGACAACAAGCUCUCUUCCUACAUUGCCCAGCAUGGCACUCGCAACUGGCGCCUYAUCCCCAAGAAUGCUGGUCUCCAAAGAUGUGGGAAGAGCUGCAGACUACGUUGGACUAAUUAUCUGCGCCCCGACCUCAAGCACGGCCAAUUUUCGGACAUGGAAGAGCAAACCAUUGUGAAGCUACAUUCUGUUGUUGGCAACCGAUGGUCGCUGAUUGCAGCUCAGUUACCCGGUCGCACCGACAAUGAUGUCAAGAAUCACUGGAACACUAAGCUGAAGAAGAAGCUAUCAGGCAUGGGCAUUGAUCCUGUCACUCACAAGCCAUUUUCACAUCUCAUGGCUGAAAUUGCCACCACUUUGGCCCCUCCACAAGUUGCACACCUUGCCGAAGCAGCGCUCGGCUGCUUCAAAGACGAAAUGCUUCACCUUCUUACAAAGAAGCGUGUCGAUUUCCAGCUCCAACAGGCUAACGUCCCACCCGGAAGCUCCACGGGAACUUAUAUUCACCUCAAACAAGAUGAGAAAGAUGGAACUGUUGAAAACAUCAAGCUUGGUUUAUCAAGGGCCAUUCAACAGCCUGAUCUAAUCUCCCCUUACAAGCCUUGGAGUUCUACUGAUGCUCCAACCACAAAUUUGGAGGGGACCAACGAUUGUUUCCCUGCAUCGACGUCGGGAUUUCAAUACGGUCCGACGUCUUUCGUCAACGAGGGGGAUGGGUCGUCGUGGAGCCAGAGCUUGUGUACGGGGAGCACGUGCACAGCCGGAGAACAGCAGGGGCAACUGCAUGAAAUCCUUGAAGAAAAUGGGGAGGAGCUAUCAGAGGGUGGAAAAGAGAUCAGAAAUGGGACAAGUAUAUUCAGCUCAGACUCUGUUUUGUGGGAUUUACCAUGCGAUGAUCUGAUGAAUCCAAUAGUCUGAGGAAGAUGACAACAAAAGAGAGUAAAAAUGCCACCAAAUUCCUAAAUAAUGUGUCUGCUUAAAUGAUGCAAUCAUGAAACUGUGAAUAGAGCUCACUCUACGGUGCUACAAUAAAGUGAAAUCAUAACUACAAUAAUUUUUUUUC